Aspergillus versicolor CBS 583.65 is the source of this 537-nucleotide messenger RNA. RefSeq lists its product as uncharacterized. The coding region runs from base 83 to 376 and encodes 97 amino acids. The transcript has 2 exons. The record is from RefSeq and is a predicted model, not a curated record. Lineage: Eukaryota; Fungi; Ascomycota; Eurotiomycetes; Eurotiales; Aspergillaceae.
AAGGGAAGCCAAAAGUGGCUGUCAAAUUUCGGGAAAUUUACGCCAGGGCUCACAGGAGAAGGGAAAACGAGUUUGACAGAAGAUGCCUGGUGAUGUAAUAUCACCAAGUCGCGAGCAGCGAAAGUCUCGUCUCCUAAGCUUGGAGAAUCGGCUCCACUGGCCCUUUUUCAUGAAAGCGGGUGAGGAGCAGUGCCCGAUUUUGCGACGGGAAUUUGCUCUCCGACUGUUUUCGUGUUGGUGUUGGAUAUUAUUAAAUGGCGCGUUGGUUGAAGAAUAUUUACCCUGGUCCAACGUGCAGGUGAAGUCAUUGUUGCCCGUGCAGCCUGAGGCGCGGGCACUUUUCCCCAAUGUAAUGUUUCCACGCAAUCAAGACUGAGUCAGCUUCAACAACUUGACAGUAAUAAUCCAUGUGGCUGGCCUGACUUGUCCAUGGGAAGAGCGAGAAGGCCGUGGCGGAGGACAAAGGACGGCGGCGGAAAGAAACAAAGCGAGCGGUCGUCGGACAUGUGCCGUGUGGCCGGAUCAAAGAGCACAGAC